Messenger RNA from Vanessa tameamea, 633 nucleotides. Its product is annotated as phosphatidylethanolamine-binding protein 4-like. Bases 11 to 607 code for a protein of 198 amino acids. The transcript is spliced from 4 exons. The record is from RefSeq and is a predicted model, not a curated record. NCBI's taxonomy places the organism in Eukaryota, Metazoa, Arthropoda, Insecta, Lepidoptera, Nymphalidae.
UUGUAUUAUUAUGGGUAACCAGUCUGCUGUGUUAUCAAUGAUUUGGAAACUAAUAUCAUUAUUAAUUUUUAUAGCGGUUUGCAGUGCUUCCCAGCAAUGUGCAACAGUGGACAUAAAAAGCCUAUUAGAAGGAUGCGAUCGUUUGUUAGGCCUGAAUAUAACAAGUGUUGGAGGCACUAUGGUUAACGAUCACAACUGCGAUGUGCUGUUACCUAAACAAGUUUUUAUUGAAGAGCCCCUUUUCCAGUACAUAUUGGCGGAUUCGAAAAAGUUUUAUACUAUUGUUAUGGUUGACCCAGAUGCUCCACCUCAAUUGGAAGGAGAAUUUUAUUUGCACAUGAUAAAAUCAAAUAUUCCAGGUCUUGCAUUAAAAGCUAAGGAGACAGUUAAAACCGUCGGUAUUGAUUAUAGGGGUUAUAAGCCGCCAACGCCACCUCGCGGGUCAGGUGCACAUCGCUAUAUGAACUUGUUGUACGAACAAGAGGACGGAAAUAAUUUUUUACCUAACGUUCCUUCAUCUCGUGGCCGUUUCCAUCUUGCCAACUGGCUUCGAGGAAAAAACCUUUGCGGCCCAGUCGCAGCUACACAGUUCCGAGUACAAUACUAGAUGGCGUUAGCUGUCUCAAAUUGAAU